This is a messenger RNA of Schistosoma intercalatum, 572 nucleotides long. Lineage: Eukaryota; Metazoa; Platyhelminthes; Trematoda; Strigeidida; Schistosomatidae. The record is from the annotation of a GenBank genome assembly.
GAAAGACGAGACAUUUUCAAACUUUCAACACCUGUUUUCGUUUGGAGAUGAGAGAAGUUCAAACUGAGGAAGAAUUAGAACAGGCUAUCAAAGAAAGUGAAACAAGACUGAUGAUACUAGACUUUUUUGCGGAUUGGUGUGGGCCUUGCAAAAGAGUCGCUCCAGAACUGGACAAAAUUUGUGAAGAAUGGGAAGAUGUUUUAUUCAUAAAAUUAAAUGUAGAUGAGUUGGAGUCUGCAGCCGAAACGUAUGCUAUAGCUGCAAUGCCUACAUUUAUUGCAUUCAAAGGCGGCGAAAAAGUGGACGAAGUUGUUGGUGCGAAUUUAGACAAACUGAGAGAGAUGAUUGAAAAGUAUAAGUAAAUAAACCACGGGGGCUAAUGAAAAAAUAAUUUCACUGAACAUCUUUCUGUAUCACGAUUAGUCAUAUAUUGCACUUAGUUACUAUUAUAUGUAAAAGAUAUUUAUGAACUGAGCGACAUUUAACAUUUCAUUAAUUAAAAUUGAUGAUAAAUUUCUGUUAACACAUAUAUGAGAAGCGAUACUUUAGUUUUCAUUAAAUAUGUUCACUAA